AUGUAAAUAAAUGGCCGUUUAACUUCAGGUGAUAAAUACCCUGAAGUCAAUUUAGAAAAAGAAGCGGCUGAAAUGGCAUCUAGAAUUGUAGAGAAAGUUCGUUAAAAAUCAAAUGUCAAAUCUGCUUAAAGACUAUUGGUGAAAGAUUAAAAUUUUAGAUCAAGUGAUUAUAAACCUAGACCAUCAGAAAUUUAAUCAUGUAAAAUUGGAACCACUUCUAUAACUGAUCGUUAUGAACUCAAUUUUGAACCAAAUUUCAAUUAAAUCAACUCCCUAUAGAAUUGUUUUGCAUCUAACAAUAACUUUAUUGAAACUAUCAAAACACCUUAAAAAUCAUAGUUUAAAUCUACAUCUACAGAUAUGCAAGACAUCUAUCAAAAAACUGUUAAAUUUAAAAAUAACAAUUAUUAUAUUCCUGAACAUUAAUCAUAAUCUACUACUGAUAAACUAGAUAGCACUAAAUUAAUUAAACUUACGUAUAAAAUUAUUUUAUUUAUUAUAGUGAUAAUGUAAACAGUUUAAUAAAUAAGAAAUCUGAUCAAUUAUCAAAACAUAGGAGAAUAGAGAGUAAUAUACAAUUUUAAUCAAAAUUUAAUGUAAAUCCUCACUAAUUAUAAACUCCUAUUAAGUCCAAUAAAUAAGACAUAGUUUCAUAAUUAUUAGGUAGUUUGCGAAACCAAAAUAAAUAUUCUGAAUAUAAAAACUCAGUUUAAAAAUGA
This is a messenger RNA of Paramecium sonneborni, 719 nucleotides long. Lineage: Eukaryota; Ciliophora; Oligohymenophorea; Peniculida; Parameciidae. The record is from the annotation of a GenBank genome assembly.